Molecule: messenger RNA, 2597 nt
Organism: Caretta caretta (loggerhead turtle)
Lineage: Eukaryota; Metazoa; Chordata; Testudines; Cheloniidae
Gene: SNIP1
Product: Smad nuclear interacting protein 1
Molecular function (GO): protein binding
Source: RefSeq, a predicted model, not a curated record
CGGAAGCGGGCGCGGGCGGGGACGGAGUCUCUCUUCCCGUUGGCCUGUGACUGGCGGGGCCUCGCGCAGCCGCUGCGUCCCGGCCUGCCGGGGGCUUGCGGCCGCAGCCAUGGAGGAGGCCGAGACCGAGCGGCGGCGGCGGAAGCGGCGGCGGCAGGAGCCAGCGGAGGCGGCGGAGAAGCGGAGCCCCCGGCGGCCCCGCUCCGCCCGGGGCAGCCAGUCCCCCCCCGCCGAGCAGGGCCCGGCCCGCCCGGGCCGCAGCAGGUCACCAGCAAAAAGAAAGAACAAGUCCUCUACUAAAAGAAGCAAGUCUCCUCGAAGUAAAAGAAGUAGAAGCCCUCAUCAUAUUGUAGUCAAAGUAAAGCAGGAGCGAGAUGACCAUUCCCGGAGAGGACAUGAGGAACGACAGCACAGAGGUCAGUCAGAGCAAGAACACAGACGAGAUAGAAAUGGUGACAGAGACAGACACAGAGAUCAUUCAAAGAGAAGGAAAAAUCCCAAUGAAAGGCCAGGAGGUCGAGGGUAUGAAAGAGAGAGGGAUACCCAAAAUCUCCGUGAGCAGCAAGAUGAGAGGGAAUUUUAUAAUGAGAGAAGACGUGAGCAUCGCCAGAAGAAUGAAGCAAGCAGUGGUGAUGAGACUCUGGACCUUGGGAAACCUGAUGGUGAAAAUAAAGACAAAGAUCCAACCAAUAAAGAGAAACCAAGUUUUGAACUGUCUGGUGCACUCCUAGAGGAUUCAAACACCUUCCGAGGUGUUGUGAUUAAAUAUAGUGAGCCCCCGGAAGCUCGGAUUCCAAAGAAACGAUGGCGUCUCUACCCUUUUAAGAAUGAUGAGGUUCUCCCAGUCAUGUACAUUCACAGACAGAGUGCUUACCUGCUGGGCAGGCACCGAAGAAUCGCAGAUAUUCCUAUUGACCACCCCUCUUGCUCCAAACAGCAUGCUGUGUUUCAGUAUCGGCUUGUGGAAUACACCCGUGCCGAUGGUACAGUUGGGCGCAGAGUCAAGCCUUACAUCAUUGACCUUGGCUCUGGCAAUGGUACUUUCCUAAAUAACCAACGGAUUGAACCUCAGCGUUACUAUGAAUUGAAAGAAAAGGAUGUGCUGAAGUUUGGGUUCAGCAGCAGGGAAUAUGUCCUUCUCCACGAAUCUUCAGAUACAUCUGAGGUGGACAGGAAACCGGAGGAGGAGGAGGAGGAAGAAGAGGAGGAGGAAGAGUCAGACAGUUAACAGAUCAGAAAGAGACUUCAGAGAUCUUCUUCCAGUAGAACUUGAAUCUGGAUGUGAACGUUGGAGCAUCACAGCACUGAUGCCUCUUAUUGCCUUAAAGUCUUUCCUCUGUUGCUGAUCAGCUGUCACUGUAGUUAAUUUUGGGAAACUCCUGACUUACUCAUCUCCUUUGUAGUUUUGAAAUUCAUCAGGAAAUACAGCUUUUGCUUUAAGAGGAUUUUCCCUAAUAAAAAGAAAAUAAAAUAGAAGGCACCUGAAAGUGAGAGUUCCAGGGAUGGAGCUCUUCAUCACAUGUAAAAAUAAAUAUGUAAGGUUGUACUUAAAGAAUAUGGAACAAAAUAGGCAUUUUUAAAAAGAACAUGGUUUUGCAAACUCUUUUGUCGACAAUCCUUUGAAAUUGCUCCUUUAUUCUUAACUAGAAUCUUAGGUACAGUGAACAUGAUCUGAUGUUUUGUAGUGUCCAAUUAUUUGAUGUGAUUUGCUGAAUUGUACGCACAGCAAACCACUCACUAAGCAGAGGAAUUGAUCAGGUUUGUGUCACUGAAAAGGAAAUGUUGCAAAUCUUCUCUUAGUAUUCAUAUGAUUUGGGUAGCCAGUUUGCAUUGAAAUGAUUUUUCAGGGAAGGACAUUUCACCAGAAUACCUUGUAAUUUAUAAGCAGUGUAGCUUGAAAAGAAAGAAAAUGCUUCAUGGGACCUGAAGCUAUGAUAGCGUGGCUUGCUGUCGAAGGCUGUAUGCACUCAGUAUGUUGCAAAUGUUUGCUGACGUUGCCUCUGGAUGCUGAUUUUGUCCAUAUUUGAAGCCACUUUACUUUGACACCACUCUGACCCAUGAAUCAUUUCACAUAAUUUCUGCAUUUAAUUAUGUUACCAUCAAAAAGAAAAAUAUCCAAUGUUUUAACCAUAAUUUGCACUAUUUUUUUUUUAAAUUUUACGUUAUGGAAAAUAUCGUACUGUCAUGUCUGAAAUAGUUUUUCACCUGCAUGUAACAGAAAACAGUCAAUAUUUUAUAAUUGUGAAGUUUCAGAGAAACGUUUUGAAAACAUGGAACUAUUUAGAUUUGCAUAUAUUCAGACAUCUGCUUCCUGAGUUUUACCUUGUGAUAUAAGAAAUGUAACUUAUUUCACUUUGAUUACUAAUUUUCCCUCGUAUUUGUGAUGUAUGGGCACAUACUGUCUUCAUGUGUUAUGUAUAUACUUCUUGUGUGUAUAUACAUAAGUUGUAUAUUAUACACACAACUAAAUUUUAUUGUGUAAAUAUGGGGUGUACAUGCGGGUUUUCAAACAGUAGGUAUAAGAAGAAUGUGCUUUGGAUAGCAGACUGUCCUUUAUAUGUACUCUGGGGUUUUUAAAUAAAGAAUUUGUAAAUUUA